Papaver somniferum (opium poppy) is the source of this 1868-nucleotide messenger RNA. RefSeq names its product stomatin-like protein 2, mitochondrial. The record is from RefSeq and is a predicted model, not a curated record. Gene Ontology annotation, cellular component: membrane. NCBI's taxonomy places the organism in Eukaryota, Viridiplantae, Streptophyta, Magnoliopsida, Ranunculales, Papaveraceae. The transcript is spliced from 9 exons. The coding region runs from base 230 to 1462 and encodes 410 amino acids.
UAUUAGCAGCUAUGCAUUUCUGGACGGUCUCAUUGAAUAAGGUGUAAGAGGAGUGUAGGUCACAUUGAAUUUAAAGCUACCCUUGUGUUAUUUGUGGAUUCAUUUUCUCCAGAAGAACCCAGAGAGGGGAGCAGAACGAAGGGUUUUGCUAGGUUUUUUGAUUUCUUCGAUCUAAAUUCACGAAAAAAAUAUCCCCAAUCUCUUUUCUCUAAAGAAAUUACAACAAAAUAUGGGUAUCUGGAGGAUCAGUUCUCUUAACACGUUGAAAUCCUUAAACAAACAAUUUGGAGGGAAGUUUAGAGCAAUAUCUGUAGGUUCAUCUACAUCUAUAUCUCAGACAAAUCCAUCCUUCAGUUUAGAUUCAUCUGUUAGACAUUUCAGAGCUGGUCGUAACAAUCGUGAUGACAUAAAUUACAGAUUUGAAGCAACUCCACCAACGAAUUGGGGUGUUCGGAUUAUACCUGAAAAGAAAGCUUUUAUUAUUGAAAGAUUUGGAAAGUAUGAGAAAACCCUAACUUCUGGAAUUCAUUUAUUGGUUCCAUUUGUUGAUCGAAUUGCAUAUGUUCAUUCACUUAAAGAAGAAGCAAUUCCGAUUCCGGAUCAGUCUGCUAUUACUAAAGAUAAUGUCAGCAUUAUGAUUGAUGGCGUGUUAUAUGUUAAGAUUGUGGAUCCAAUAUUGGCAUCAUAUGGUGUUGAGAAUCCUAUUUUCGCAGUUAUUCAGCUCGCUCAAACAACAAUGCGUAGUGAACUGGGUAAGAUUACACUGGAUAAAACCUUUGAGGAGAGAGAUACCCUGAAUGAGAACAUAGUGAAAUCUAUCAAUGAAGCUGCUAAAGACUGGGGGUUGCAGUGUCUGAGAUACGAGAUACGUGAUAUUUCUCCUCCACCUGGAGUGCGUGCAGCUAUGGAGAUGCAAGCAGAAGCAGAACGUAGAAAACGAGCUCAAGUUCUCGAGUCAGAAGGAGAGAGACAAUCCCAUAUUAAUAUUGCUGAUGGAAAGAAAAGCUCCGCUAUCUUAGAGGCUGAAGGAGAGGCAUCAGCUAUCUAUCUUAGAGCAGAGGCAACUGCCAGAGGAAUUGAUUUAAUAUCAGGAUCCAUCAAGUCAAGGGGAGGCGCUGAGGCGGCAAGCUUGAGGGUUGCUGAGCAAUAUAUCCACUCCUUUGGUCAAAUAGCCAAGCAUGGCACAACAAUGUUAAUCCCGAGUGAUAUGAAUAGUCCAGCAAGUAUGAUUAGUCAAGCUAUGAGCAUAUAUAAAAACCUUAUGGGCAAGAAUUCUUCCGAUGCUGCUGGUGAUGACAGUGGACACCGUCAGAUUGCAGACUCUGGGACUUCACAUGAUGACAACUUAAAUGAAGAUGUUGAUGUGGAAAAUGGUAGCAUCGAAAAAUCCCCUGCUCGGCACUCAGAUUCACAUCCUGGCGAACCAGUUUUCUCACUUCAGGGCCAAAAGAGAGAAGAUUAACGUUGAUAUAUCAUCUGACCUUAGUUCUUAAAAACUUUGUUCACGACUGUGUUUUUCAGUUUUGUUAGAUCCUUCAUAGCCAUCACAUUCGCUUCUCUAAACUUAAAAGACAGUCCAUUGAGUUAUUUGGGAAAAUGGAAAUGCAAAUUUGCACCACAAUUCGUUUUACUGUGUUAAGAGACACAACUAGUAUGCUCCUGACUAUAUUAUGUACUUGAGAGGUGCAAAUUUGACUUACUGGUGUCAAAACCUUUAAGAUUUUGGAUUGAAUCAGGUCCAAGUUGAAUCGAAAUAGUGCAAUAAUCUGGCACCUGAUUCGGAUAGCCCUCCUUGUGGAGUAUUUCAAUAAGGGCAUGUACUAUCUGCUUAACUACAGAUAAAUUAUAAGUUAUGUCUUCUUUAACAA